This is a messenger RNA of Adineta ricciae, 564 nucleotides long. NCBI's taxonomy places the organism in Eukaryota, Metazoa, Rotifera, Eurotatoria, Adinetida, Adinetidae. The record is from the annotation of a GenBank genome assembly.
AUGUCACUAGAAUCUGUAGCUGAAUCUGGCCAAUAUAUCAACAAAAUGUCGAUGGGAUCUGGAACAGAAGUGUCUCAUAAUCAUCAUCACAAGAAUGUUCAUUACGGAAAGCCACAUGUUGCUGUAUUAUUAGCUGCCUUUUCUUCAUUAGGUGGAUGGUUUUUGGGUUAUGAUCAAGGUGUUACAGGUGGUAUAGUUGUUAUGAGUUCAUUUAAAAAUGACUUCUGUAUUGGUGUAUAUGGAAAUGCAAGCGUUUGCGAUCUGUCAGUAGCUGGUUUACCUUCUGAUUACAGAAGGUUUUUAGUGCUCUUUACGUUACUAUAUAAUGUUGGAUGUUCUCUUGGUGCUCUCUUCAUUUCUUCAUUUAUAGCAGAAAAAUAUGGACGUCGAGCCAUUAUUUUCACAUCAGCCGUUCUCUUUAUAAUUGGUACUUCAAUGGUUAUUUUUCCACCAGGAGGUUCAACAAAGAUAAUGAUUUUUAUACUUAUUGGACGAAUUGUGGAAGGAGCAGGUGUUGGAUGUUCUUCAUUUUCUUGUCCAUUAUAUCGGCUUGUCCAAACGUAA